Molecule: messenger RNA, 2190 nt
Organism: Zasmidium cellare ATCC 36951
Lineage: Eukaryota; Fungi; Ascomycota; Dothideomycetes; Mycosphaerellales; Mycosphaerellaceae
Exons: 5
Coding region: 1-2190 (729 amino acids)
Source: RefSeq, a predicted model, not a curated record
AUGGCGAAAGAACCCAUUCACGAGCAGAAGGCUUUGAUUUCUGAGGAAAGUCUACAUGAGGCUGUACCCGCUGAUAAGAGGACAUGCAUAGAUUCCUCUGGCCAGAAGUUCAACUACCGACCAGGCAUCCUACGGACCUGGGCCCUCACUACGCUCCUCAUCUUGACGGCGGUCUUGUUCGGUCUGGUGCAGUAUGCUGUUGGAGUUCUUCCGCAUGGAACUGUUCGCGUUCCGAUUGCGGGCGAUGGUGUAAAGCAUGAAUGGGGGUCGCUCGUGGGCCGCCAGCUUGUUUCUACUUCGUCCUCGGAGAUAUAUCCAGCACAAUCAAUCCCCACGAGCGACGCCUGUCCCGAAUGCGUCUCUUCCUCAUCCCAAGAGAUUUCUCCGCCCACCAUCACGGGCGCAACACCGCCAUCGGCGUACAUACAGCCUUCUGAAACCAUCACAAGAAGUGUACACACGAGCACCGCCCCAGCUACAACCAGGACGUCACCAGCAGCAUACCUCGCCUCCAGCGAGACAUACACAUUGAGUGCCACGCCCCCAUCAGCGUACGUCGACCCAGUGUCGUCGACCACGGCCUCUUCAGCAUACGUCGAUCCAGUGUCGACCACGACAAACACCCACAAAGUUGGCGCAACGCCCGGCCCAGCGUACGAUUUCAAUCUCGCCAGCCAACACGAAGCCGGCGGAGGCGUGGUGGUCUACACCUGGACCGCCGCGCAAGUCUUCGUGGGCACAUACCUUCCCGUGCUGGUCGCCGUCUUCUAUCGCGCCUUAUGGUCGGUCCUAAACAACCACAUGGCCCUGAUCGACCCUUUCCGACAGAUGAACCGCGCAAACGGGGCGCGCGCCGACCAGGUGCUCUUCUCCUUCUACCACAGCCGCGUCAGCAUUCUCGACAUCUUCCGAGCGAUCUGGAGAGGGCGCUGGGGACUAGGCAGUAGCGCGAUCGCCGCCGCGCUGACUUGUAUCCUGCCCGCUCUCGCCUCCGAGGCGAUAUGGGUCGAUACCACCUGGGACUGCUCGAAUCCCAACGUCGGCUCGAAUAACCCCUGUCCCGCGAGGAUGACCGUCUCCGUCAUCGUCGCACGUGUGUUGCAGGUGCUUCUCGCGCUCUGUGCUCUCCUAGUCCUGCUCGUCAUCUUCGAUCUGCGCAGCCGUCCAACUGGUCUUCGCUCCUGUCCGGCUUCCAUUGCUGGUGUCGCUUGCUUGGUCCGUCAUCCGAGUUUGGAGCGGGAUUUUCGUGGGUUUCAGACGGCUUUUAGAGAAGGGGAACGGUUCGCUAAGGAAUUUUUCGCUGGGAAGAGGUACAGACUUGGGUUCUGGGAGGAUCGGUCGGGAGUGCGGUGCUAUGGUAUUCGGCCGGUCAGCGUUUAUGAGGAUGAUAUUUUCUCUCAAGCAUCGAUCCAGGUCGUUCCGAAGGUUGACGCCGCCGAAGAAGCCGACGUUCCUGGUUCACUGCAUGUCCCAUCCGCGAAUGGGAGCAGAGCUUCACGCUGGGGGUUCCAGGAGAUCGCACUAAUGAUCAUGAUCGUAGGCGCUUUUGGCGUAGUCCUAGCCUACACCCUUGACUACAGAGACGACGGCUUCAACAGAUUUUUCAACAGCAACACCUUCGGCCCCCGCUUCCUCCUAACCGCCACGGGCACCAUAAUCGUACACUUCUGGACCCAAAUCGCACACACCACAACCAUAACCGCACCCUUCCACCGCCUCUCCCACCAACGCUCCCCCUCCCCCACCACCAUCGCCUUCAAUCCCACCACAACGCCCCUCCUCGCAACCUUCUCCGCCCUCCGCGCCCGCUACUUCCUCGCCGCCGCCGUCGCCACCGCCGCCCUCCUCGCCGAAGCCCUCAAUAUCGUCAUCAGCGGCGUCCCUUUCGCGCCGGGGCAGGUGCAUUUGCAGUUUUUGGUUUCGGCGUAUGCGUCGUUGGGGAUUUUGGGGGUUAUGGUGGGUGUUUUGGGGGUGGUUUUGGUUUUGAGGAGGAGGAGGAGGGAGGAGUUGGUGGUUGUGGAGCCGUUUACUUUGGCGGGGAUGAUGAGUUAUGUUGUUGGGGGGAGGGUUUUGGAGGGCGAUGGUGGAGUGGGAAGCGGUGGGGGGAGGAGGUAUUUCUUGAGGGAAGUGGUUUUGGAGGAUGGGGAGAGGAGAGUGGUUGUUGAUGGGGUUGAUUCGCUGGAUGGUUGA